UAAAAAAAAAAAAACUAUUCACGAGAGAGAGACAGAGAGAUCGAUCCUCAACCCCAACUUGCGAACCAGCGGCGGCGGGUGGAGAUGCUCCGCCGGAGCAAGAAGCAGAAACUGGCCAAAGAAGAUGAAGAAGAUGCUCGUAUCAGAGAUACGGAGUCUCCGUCGUCGGUGUACCUGGUGGUCGGCCAUGGAGUCACUCGCCCUUCCUACUCCUUGUUCAAGGUGAACCCACACCUUCCAGCUAACGCUGACGACGGCGGCGACACCCCGCUACCCCUCCUGCCCUACCUCGCUCACCUGACCGGCAAGCACUACAUGUCUUUCGUUUCCGUGCGGUCGAGGAGGCACGCGCCGUGGAUCGUUGGCGUCGGCGGCAGCUCAGCCCGGAAUUACGGCCCUGAUGAGACCAUCGUCUUCGACACCGUGAUGCGCAAGGAGAUCUCGGGACCCAAGCUUUUGUCGACCAAGCUCUGCCCGAUCUUGCUACCAUUCGGCGACAAGAUCUACGCCCUGGCGCGCAGGCCAGCCGUGACGGGGGACGUCAAUUUCGUCCCCUGGUUCGAGGUGCUCGAUCUCUCCGUGGCUCGGGUGGACGACGAUGCCUCGGACCGUCUGGUGGGCUGCGAGUGGAGACCACUGCCUCGCCCGCCAUUCUUCCCCUGGGACCUCACCCCAACUGACUACAUCUUCCCGCCGGUGGUCACCGUCAAGUCCCAUGUAGCAGUUGCCUCCUACAUUCUGCUGUCCAUAACCGGGCAGACGGGCACCCACAUGUUCGACGUCGAGACGGAGGAAUGGCGCAAACUCGACGACAAUGACCUGCCGUUUCAUGGACGUGCCGUCCCUCUUCAGGGAACAGGAACGCUCUAUCUUGGCUUAUCGAACACUACCAAUGCAAUCACUGCUUACAGGAUCAAAGUCGUCUCUGCAGUCCAGCCUCCGCCGUUGCAAGCCCAAGCAUCACACCUACAGGGUGCCUGUCCAGCCUCCGCCGUUGCAAGCCCAAGCAUCACACCUACAGGGUGCCUGUCCUUGUCAAUUGUUGAGAUCCGAAUGGUGACCAACUUUGAGGAUGAGGAGGAGAUUGUUAGCACUGGCAGAUUUAUUUUCCUCGAUCACCUCCCUGACAGACCUGGCUUCUGUUCAUUUACAUGGUCCAACGAUGACCCUCUCCAAUUCUCAUCUUUACCUGAGCACACCAAGGAGCUUCUCACCAUUAGAGCAUACACAACAGAGGGACCCCUGUCACAAGAUUACCUCGAGUCUACUCGUACCCUUGUGAUCUCCAACCAAUGGAAACAGGUUUACAGCAUAUGCGAUACUGUCCGGGGACUUUCUUUCCCAUGCCUGGCAGGCGCAAUAUCCUUAUGAGUAAGCCCCUCUUGACACAGUUUUUUUCUGGGACUUCACUACAUUGCUUAAAUUAAUUCAUAUAUCUAGCUAGUUCAAUUAGAUACUUUAUUUGUUCGCUCAAACCAAUCACAAACUGAUAAGAACAAACUGGAGAUUUUAGAUUUCACUGGUGGAGAAAUGAUCUUUGCUGGGUCGACCCAAAACCACAAUAAUUCCGGUUCUAAAAAGAACCGGGACUAAAGAUGAUUUUUAGUCCCGGUUGAAAACCUCAGAGACAUUCUAUACCAACCAGGACUAAAAAUCAUCUUUAGUCCCGGUUCAUCCUCUGUCAAAUUGAUGUUAUGGGGGCCGAGGAUCUUUAGUCCCGGUUGGUAACACCAACCAGGACUAAAGAUCACCACUUUAGUUCCGGUUGGGAACACCAACCGGGACUAAAGAUCAAACCGAUCUUUAGUCCAGGUUGGGAACACCAACCGGAAUUAAAAUUCGAAGCGUAGUAUAUAAUCCCUAUCCCUUAUCCUCUCCUCCAUAGAUCGAAUCUCUCCCUUCCUCCUCCCUUCCUCCAUCGGUCCAUCCUCA
Oryza sativa Japonica Group (Japanese rice) is the source of this 1932-nucleotide messenger RNA. RefSeq lists its product as uncharacterized. NCBI's taxonomy places the organism in Eukaryota, Viridiplantae, Streptophyta, Magnoliopsida, Poales, Poaceae. The record is from RefSeq and is a predicted model, not a curated record.